AGGUUAAUUCAGUUCAUUCAGAGAUAUCAUCUCAAGAAAUAUCAACUAAACCUGACUAAACCAAUAUGCUAUUUUUCCGCAAUCUUUUUAUCUUCGCUCUCAUCGUCUUGGUAGCCGUAACACUGCCAGCCGAUGCGGGUAAGAAAAAGGCAAAGAAAGGAGCAGUAGCAGCAUCAGCAGCAGCAUCUGCACCAGUCAGUGACGAUUUACCAGUUGAUGAUGGACCUGUAGACUCCCCAGCUGAAGCAAAAGUUGGUGAUGAAUUGAUGCCAGAAGCUGGAGACGCUGCAGCAGAUGUACCACAACAAGAUGGCGCAGCCCCAAAAGCUAAGAAAGCUAAGAAGGAUAAGGCCCUUAAACCAGGCCAAAAGAGCGGAAAGAACGACAAAAAGAGACAAGAAAAGAAAGCGAAAAAGGAUGCUAAAAAACAAAAGAAAGGAGGAAAAUAAACAUUCCAAUAAUUGAAAUUAUAUAAUAAAAUAAAAUUGUAUAUGCUUAAUAAAAGUACUAAAACAAGUACCAUUUCUACCAAUCGGUAGAUAAAACACGAAAAA
Messenger RNA from Contarinia nasturtii (swede midge), 554 nucleotides. RefSeq lists its product as uncharacterized. The transcript has 3 exons. The coding region runs from base 66 to 449 and encodes 127 amino acids. Lineage: Eukaryota; Metazoa; Arthropoda; Insecta; Diptera; Cecidomyiidae. The record is from RefSeq and is a predicted model, not a curated record.